Cygnus olor (mute swan) is the source of this 1044-nucleotide messenger RNA. Its product is annotated as olfactory receptor 14C36-like. The record is from RefSeq and is a predicted model, not a curated record. The transcript has 2 exons. Bases 1 to 1044 code for a protein of 347 amino acids. Gene Ontology annotation, molecular function: G protein-coupled receptor activity; olfactory receptor activity. Lineage: Eukaryota; Metazoa; Chordata; Aves; Anseriformes; Anatidae. Gene Ontology annotation, cellular component: membrane. Gene Ontology annotation, biological process: G protein-coupled receptor signaling pathway.
AUGCCCAACAGCAGCUCUGUGAGUGAGUUCCUCCUGCUGGCAUUUGCAGACACACGCGAGCUGCAGCUCCUGCACUUCAGGCUCUUCCUGGGCAUCUACCUGGCUGCCCUCCUGGGCAACGGCCUCAUCCUCACCGCCGUAGCCUGCGACCACCAUCUCCACACCCCCAUGUACUUCUUCCUCCUCAACCUCGCCCUCCUUGACCUGGGCUGCAUCUCCACCACUCUCCCCAAAGCCAUGGCCAAUGCCCUCUGGGACACAAGGGCCAUCUCAUAUGAAGGGUGUGCUGUGCAAGUUCUCUUUUUCAUCUUCUUCUUUGGUUCAGAGUAUUCAGUUCUCACCAUUAUGGCCUACGACCGCUACGUUGCCAUCUGCAAGCCCCUGCACUACGGGAGCGUCCUGGACAGCAGAGCUUGUGCCAAGAUGGCAGCAGCUGCCUGGGGCAGUGGCUUUCUCCAUGCUGUCCUGCACACGGCCAAUACAUUUUCCCUGCCCCUCUGCCAAGGCAAUGCUGUGGACCAGUUCUUCUGUGAAAUCCCCCACAUCCUCAAGCUCUCCUGCUCAGAUGCCUACCUCAGGGAAGUUGGGGCACUUGUGUGUAGUGUUUCUUUAGCCUUUGGUUGUUUUGUUUUCAUUGUGCUGUCCUAUGUGGAGAUCUUCAGGGCUGUGCUGAGGAUGCCCUCUGAGCAGGGCUGGUACAAAGCCUUUUCCACUUGCCUCCCUCACCUGGUCGUGGUCUCCCUGUUUCUCAGCACUGGCAUGUUUGCCUACCUGAAGCCACACUCCAUCUCUUCCCCCUCCCUGGACCUGGUGGUGGCAGUUCUGUACUCGGUGUUGCCUCCGGCAGUAAACCCCCUCAUUUACAGCAUGAGGAACCAGGAGCUCAAGGAUGCAGUGAGGAAACUCUUUGGAUACAUGCUUCAAGCAAGUUCUCCUAUGCUGUCCCACACUUUGCCCUAUUUCCUUGAAGACUACAGACACCCGUCUCUGUUCACCACCUUGCUCUCAUCCCAGCAUCUCCAUCAUUUCACCAAUGUCUCAUGA